AUGGCGGCGGCGCCCGAGGCCUUCCUGGUGCCGCCUCCGCCGCCUCCGCCCCCCGCGGCCCCUCAGAGACCCCCCGAGACCCCCCGGCCCCGCAACGGCCUCCGCGCCGCCGGCGGCGGGGGCGGGAAGCGGCGCAGCAGCUGCGGGGCCAAGCAGCCGGCGUGGAAGCGGCGGCGCCGCGCGGCCUCGGAGUGCGGGCCGGUGCUGCCGUCGGAGUUCCUGCUCGGCGGGAACAUCUUCGACCCGCUCAACCUCAACAGCCUCCUGGACGAGGAGGUGAGCCGGGCGCUCAACGCGCGCACCCCGCAGUCCUCGCCGCUGCCGGCGCGGGGCAGGGACCCCGUGGAGAUCCUGGUGCCGAGGGACAUCACGGACCCGCUGAGCCUCAACGCGCCCGGCGACGACGGGCCCGAGGUGCGGCUGGCGAGCCCCGCCAAGAGCGGCCGGAGGAGACACCGGCACCGCGGGCAGCAGCGGGCCAACAGCGCCAGGAACAGCGCCAGCAGCACCGCGAAUAACGGCGGCGGCGGCGCCGGGAGCAAUGUCGGCGGCGCCGGGAAUAACGCCGGCGGCAACGGCCCCGAGGAGCCCCCCGAGCCCGGCCCCACCGGCCGCCACCGCAAGCGCCGACGGACUUGCAGCAAAUCCGAGGGGCCGCGCCCGCCGCCCCCCCCUCCCGCCCAGAACCACGAGAAGCCCCCGCAGGAGAAACCCCAGGAGAAGGCGGGGAAGCCCCCGGGAAAGGCGCCGCGGCGCCAGGAGCGCAAAUUCCAGUACGGGAACUACUGCAAGUACUACGGGUACCGCAACCCCGACGUGGAGGACUCGCGGCUGCGGGCGCUGCGCCCCGAGUGGUUCGCGGGCAAGGAGGUGCUGGACGUGGGGUGCAACGUGGGGCACCUCACCCUGAGCAUCGCCAAGCGCUGGGGGCCCAGCAGGGUCGUGGGGCUGGACAUUGACGGGCGGCUCGUGCGCUCGGCGCGGCAGAACAUCCGCCACUACCUGUCCGAGGGGCUCGGGGAAGGGCAGGGAGGGGAGAGGAGGGGGUUUCCAGCCGCGCUCUUGGCCAGCCGGGGCCCCAUCGCGGCCCCGCAGCUCCCCCCGGACGGGCCCGGGGCCGCCGAGUUCCCGCACAACGUGGUGUUCGUCACGGUGAGCGCGGGGUCUGGGGGGGCCCGGAGGGGGCCU
Lepidothrix coronata (blue-crowned manakin) is the source of this 1188-nucleotide messenger RNA. It is a transcript of the gene MEPCE, whose product is annotated as methylphosphate capping enzyme. The annotation marks the transcript as partial. Gene Ontology annotation, biological process: snRNA modification. Lineage: Eukaryota; Metazoa; Chordata; Aves; Passeriformes; Pipridae. The transcript has a single exon. The record is from RefSeq and is a predicted model, not a curated record. Gene Ontology annotation, molecular function: O-methyltransferase activity; snRNA binding; RNA methyltransferase activity.